AUGAUAGAGUCUCAAAAAAGCAUGAUAGCUGAAUUAACGCAGUUGUUCAAAGGGGGAAGCGACAAAGGAAAAGACCCCGUUGUUAAUACAAAAGAAGAAAAUAAUGAUAGCCCUUUCUAUCCUCCAGGUUUCACUCCUCCUCAUGCGCAAACCCAAGCUGAGGUGCAACCACGCAGAUCAUCUGUUACUAUCAGGCCUCAGCAGUUUCAAACUAGUGCCUCAAUGCCAGUAAAUUUCCAAACUGGAAUAGGUUCUUAUCUCGGAGAAGCCCCUACUAAUCCCAUAGUACCCGAUUUUGACGAAAUGAUAGGAAAAGAGAAAACAAAGGAAGAACUGCCGAGCCGAUUGGAGGAAAGAUGUAAAUGGCUCGAAGAGAAAUUCAAAGCCAUGGAAACUAGCGAGAAUUAUCAUGGGAUGGACGCCAAAGAUCUAAGCUUGGUACCAGAUUUGGUCCUCCCUCCUAAAUUUAAGAUGCCGGAGUUUGAAAAAUAUGACGGGACAAGUUGUCCCGAAGCUCAUAUCACUAUGUUUUGCCGAAGGAUGACCAGGUACAUCAACAAUGAGCAACUAUUGGUUCACUAUUUUCAGGACAGUUUGAUCGGGUCAGCGGUUAGAUGGUACAAUCAAUUGAGUCGAACCGAAAUCCACUCCUGGAAAGAUUUGGCGCAGGCCUUUAUAAAGCAAUACAGACAUGUGAUGGAUAUAGCACCCGAUCGAAUUGUAUUACAAAACAUGGAAAAGAAAACUAAUGAGAGCUUUCGCCAGUAUGCUCGGAGAUGGAGAGAGGUAGCAGCACAAGUUCAACCACCACUUUUAGAGAAUAAGAUAACCAUGCUUUUUAUCAAUACCUUGAAAGCUCCAUUUCUCAAUCACAUGUUGGGCAGUGCCACUAAAAGCUUUUCAGACAUAGUGAUGUCUGGAGAAAUGAUAGAGAACGCCAUAAGAUGUGGCAAGAUAGAAGCAGGAGAAAGUACUAAAAGGUCGGCUCCAAGGAAGAAGGAGCACAAGAUAAACAAUACAAGCAUGUUUAACAAGGACCAUUCUAAAACAAUCACGGUCGGACAAGCCAGAGCAGUAACCGCUAAUCGGCAAGGUUCUUCGAAACAGGAAUCUAAUCCAAGGCCAAAUGUAGAGAGACUUCAAUUCACACCCAUCCCAAUGACGUAUAGGGAAUUGUACCAGAACUUAUUCGAUGCACAUAUGGUAUCUCCAUAUUACCUGAAACCAAUGCAACCCCCAUACCCUAAGUGGUAUGACGCAAACGCCCAAUGCGAGUAUCACGUGGGGACCAAGGGCCAUUCGAUUGAAAACUGCACUGCAUUCAAGAAGUUAGUUGAAAAACUUAUCAAUUUGGGGAUCGUAAAGAUUGGUGACUCAUCAGGACCAAAUGUAGCAGAGAAUCCGUUGCCCAAUCAUGACAAUAAAGGGGUGAACGCGAUAAUUGAGAACGGAAGAAAGAGAGUCAAAGUCAACAUAGCCGAGAUAAGGACCCCCCUUGAAUGGGUUUGGAAACAAAUGGUGAAAAAAUGUCUCAUCAGGCAAAAUUCAAUAAAAAGGCCUGAAGGAGCAAUGAAGUUUUGUGAGUUCCACGCAGAAGAAGGCCAUGACAUCCAAAAGUGUACCGAGUUCAGAACCAUGGUGCAAAGCUUAAUGGAUAGCAAAGAGUUAGAGUUUUAUGAAGAGAUUAAUGAACUAGCAGAAGGAGAGGUCUAUGCUACAGAAGAAGGAUCUACGGGGAAAGCCCAAAAGGCUAAUUACCCGGUGGUAAUUAUUUCAAAACCAAGGAGCAGAGAAUCUGGAAUACAAAUAGCACCAAAGGUCAUAAUCCAAAAACCUGUAUCCUUUCCCUACAAGGAUAGCAAAAAGGUUCCUUGGAAUUACAACUGCAAUGUAACAAUCCCAGGAGAAGAGAGCUUGGUAAAUGCUUUAGGAGAGGAUAAAGGAUUCUAUACACGAAGUGGAAAACGCUAUGAUCCGGCAAACGCAAGAGUGGAGUCUGGAAAAGGAAAAGCCUUAGCGGUUGAAUUGGGAAAAGCAAAGACAGACAAAAUUGAGCCGCGUAUCAAUCAGCCGGUAACUAAAAAUGAGGCUAAUGAAUUUCUAAAAUUCUUAAAACAUAGCGAGUACAGCGUGGUAGAGUAA
Messenger RNA from Gossypium raimondii (Peruvian cotton), 2142 nucleotides. RefSeq lists its product as uncharacterized. The transcript has a single exon. Bases 1 to 2142 code for a protein of 713 amino acids. The record is from RefSeq and is a predicted model, not a curated record. NCBI's taxonomy places the organism in Eukaryota, Viridiplantae, Streptophyta, Magnoliopsida, Malvales, Malvaceae.